AUAUACGAGUUAGCCUCUGUUUGGUUGCAAAGAAAACUGAGAGAAAAAGAAAAUCUGAUUCUGCAAAAUCUGAUUUCUCUGUGAUUCGUAUUUUUUAUUUUAUUUUUUUUUGUGAUUGAAAUUGUUCGUUGUCGGUGUAAAGGAUGUUGAGCACGAACACAAAAGACGGUGAGAUCUCUAAAAAUUUAUUGAGUUUAUUUCGCUGCUCUGGAUUUUUCUCAGCAUCCAAACAGAGCAUCAACCGAACCUGCCCAUUUAAAUCUAAACCAUUAGAGUGAAUACUGGCUACCGGUCAAACAAGUUCUAUAUAUAAGUUAAAAAAAAAACUCAAAAACAGAAUUCUCUCUAUCACGCUUCUUUCUCUUUAUCACGCUUCCGAUUCGGUUUAUCUAAAGAACCCAGAAUUGGGCUUCUUCUGUAUUAGCUUCUUCUCUUACUAAUCAACCACAAGGUCAAGAACCCAGGGCAGCUAAACAAAACCCAAAGAAGAAACAGUAUCGGCCGGCAACGAUAUUUGAAAUAGAGUAGUGGGAAAAUGGUUUCUGAAUUAAUAAAUGCAAACCCAAUUGUGUAUGAGAAGAAAGAGCGUCGAGCACGAAGCGUGCCAACUGCUGUGGAAGAGUAUGUUGUUGAACCCAUUGACCAACAAGAAGUUUUUGAUCAUGUAAGAGAUAUAAAAGACCCAGAGCAUCCAUACUCUUUGGAGGAGCUCAAAGUAAUAACAGAAGAUGCAAUCGAAGUAGAUGACCAACAAAGUUAUGUUAGGAUCACAUUUACUCCCACAGUUGAACAUUGUAGUAUGGCAACAAUUAUUGGUCUUUGCUUGCGAGUAAAACUUUUGAGGAGCUUACCCUCUCGUUACAAGGUUGAUAUUAGGGUUGCCCCUGGAUCUCAUGCAUCCGAGUCUGCAGACUGCCGUGUGUGUGUGAGGAGCAAAAUCCCAGGAGUGAUAUGCAAAUUGGACAUUGAAAAAGCUUAUGACCAUAUAAAUUGGGAGUCUCUUAUCUACUUAUUAGGGAGGAUGGGUUUGGCAAUAAUAUAUGCUCCCCGCUCUAUGUUAACAAACAACUAAAUGAUAAAGAACGGGUGGCAGCAGCACUUGAAAAUCCAAAUCUUGUGGAUAUGGUUGAUGAAUGCCUGGCUCCAUCCUACGAUUGAGCUGUUGUACAUCCAUGCAAUGUACUUAGAUUAAUAGUCUGUCUAAG
Messenger RNA from Quercus robur (English oak), 1205 nucleotides. RefSeq names its product protein AE7-like. Gene Ontology annotation, biological process: iron-sulfur cluster assembly. The record is from RefSeq and is a predicted model, not a curated record. Lineage: Eukaryota; Viridiplantae; Streptophyta; Magnoliopsida; Fagales; Fagaceae. Bases 536 to 1072 code for a protein of 178 amino acids. The transcript is spliced from 7 exons.